Molecule: messenger RNA, 405 nt
Organism: Lycium barbarum (goji berry)
Lineage: Eukaryota; Viridiplantae; Streptophyta; Magnoliopsida; Solanales; Solanaceae
Exons: 1
Coding region: 1-405 (134 amino acids)
Molecular function (GO): zinc ion binding
Source: RefSeq, a predicted model, not a curated record
AUGCAGGUUGAUGGUAUUGGUGGUAAUCCUCACCGUGUUUCACUGAAUGAAAAAAAAUGUGAUUGUGGAAAAUGGGCUAAUUUGCAGUUUCCAUGUUCACAUGUCAUGAAGGUUACCGAAAGAAUGGGAGGAUUGGCUAGAAAUUUUGUCAGCGAGCAUUUCACAAUAGAGAAUUAUGCUACAACAUAUUCUGGGUCAUUCUCGUCAGUUGGGCACGAGGCGUAUUGGCCAUCUCCAAGUUUUAGAAUGACAAGUAAUGAACUCUAUCGUCGUCCCAAUCGACCAAGGACAACUAGAAUUCCUAAUGAGAUGGAUUGUGGUCCUGCAGUAUAUGGGCGAGCUUGCGGGUUGUGUAGGCAAACUGGACAUGAUAGGCGUCAAUGUCCAACCCGUAGUCAAACUUAG